Molecule: messenger RNA, 837 nt
Organism: [Torrubiella] hemipterigena
Lineage: Eukaryota; Fungi; Ascomycota; Sordariomycetes; Hypocreales; Clavicipitaceae
Source: the annotation of a GenBank genome assembly
AUGGAUCCCCCGCAAAAUGAAACUACGCCGCCGAGAUACUGGCUCGAGUUUCGCACCUUGCACAACGGCGAUCACGACUGUCCAGAAGCCCCCACCACGGCAACCUUCCACGAUUUCCCCAGGCUGCCUACUGAGUUGCGAGUCAAAAUCUGGAUGCAUCUCAUACAGCCGCGGAUUGUCAUUGCUUGCUGCCUCGACCGUUCAGCCGAGGACCUUGACGAACGGAGAGCGCAGCUGCGUGCUCGCACGACCAACUACAACAACGGCAUCCCCGUACUUUUGCAUAUAAGUCAGGAGGCACGAGCUGUCGGUUUGCGAUACUAUGAGCCGGCAUUUAGUUGGAGCGUUGGCAGAACCGUCUCAGAUAUGCCAUCGUCGGGUCCCUCAACGGCGUACUUUAAUUUCGAGCUCGACGCUCUCUACAUAUUUGGCGAGUUGGAGGUCUUUGGAGAGGGUGGUAUGAACACGCCUCUUCCAUACUUUCUGCACCAAAAAGAUACUAGCCGUGUCCAGAGCGUUGCAUGUUCGUUCCGCGAGCUAGGCUAUCCUGACACCGGGGGCGACCAAAUCUUUGGAAGACUGUGGCAUGUAGCAGAUCGAUUCUCUGCGGUCGAUAAGGUGUGGAUGGCCCUCAGCAAGGAAGAUGAGGAAGAGUACAAUGAAGAGGCCCAGUUUAUGGCCACGACGGCGAGCAAUGUUAUCCAACAGAUAUGGGACGCUUGGACUGUGAGCACCCGGUGGGGAGCAUCAAACGAGACACUGGUUCGGAAAAAGAUGGUCUUUGUCAAGGAAGUCGAUCUUUUGAAUAUUGUUUUGGGAGUUGAUCAGAGAGAGUAG